AUGGCCUACGACCGCUACGUGGCCAUCUGCAAGCCCCUGCACUAUGGGACCCUCCUGGGCAGCAGAGCCUGUGCCACCAUGGCAGCAGCUGCCUGGGGCAGUGGUUUCCUCUAUGCUCUCCUGCACACUGCCAAUACAUUUUCUCUUCCUCUCUGCCAAGGCAAUGCUGUGGACCAGUUCUUCUGUGAAAUCCCCCAGAUCCUCAAGCUCUCCUGCUCAGACUCCUCCAUGAGGGAAGCUGGGCUUCUUGUGGUUUGUCUUUGUUUAGCAUUUAGUGCUUUUAUUUUCAUUGUGCUGUCCUAUGUGCAGAUCUUCAGGGCUGUGCUGAGGAUCCCCUCUGAGCAGGGAUGGCACAAAGCCUUUUCCACGUGCCUCCCUCACCUGGCCGUCGUCUCCCUAUUUAUUAGUAAUGUGAUUUUUGCCUACUUGAAGCCCCCCUCUAUCUCCUCCCCAUCCCUGGACCUGGUGAUGGCAGUUCUGUACUCGGUGGUGCCUCCAGCACUGAACCCCCUCAUCUACAGCAUGAGGAACCAGGAGAUCAAGGAUGCCAUUAGGAAAGUAAUGCCAUAG
This is a messenger RNA of Cygnus olor (mute swan), 570 nucleotides long. RefSeq names its product olfactory receptor 14C36-like. Gene Ontology annotation, cellular component: membrane. The coding region runs from base 1 to 570 and encodes 189 amino acids. NCBI's taxonomy places the organism in Eukaryota, Metazoa, Chordata, Aves, Anseriformes, Anatidae. The transcript has a single exon. Gene Ontology annotation, biological process: G protein-coupled receptor signaling pathway. Gene Ontology annotation, molecular function: olfactory receptor activity. The record is from RefSeq and is a predicted model, not a curated record.